CACUAACUCAAGAAUCAGGCCGUGUCGGGGGGAACGUCUUCUGGCCGUUUAUCUCGCCUGCGCUGUCCUCUCAGCCUGCUCUUCCGUUAAGAGUGUUUACAUUUGGGCCAAAGCUUGGGCUUGAGGAGGACUCACUCCUUUCCGACGCCGGCCAUUGUGUGGUCCUGCCUUUCUUCCGGGAGGCUGCGUCCGCCGCCGGGAAGUACCGUUCUCGCCGGUGCCGGUGUUCCCUGAAAAACCGCGUGUUCUGAAUUAGUCUCCGCCUUCCCUGGGUGGGAGCAGGGGGAGCUCUGCGGGGCCCCGGCGGUGGUGCAGGCUGUGGUAGAAUUGGAAUAGAAGGCCCCGCGCGACCCCGCCCUCGACUGUCGCUGGGGACCUCAUGGGGGUCCACGGGCUGUGGAAGCUGCUGGAGUGCUCCGGGCGGCAGGUGAGCCCGGAGACGCUGGAAGGGAAGAUCCUCGCCGUGGAUAUCAGCAUUUGGUUAAACCAGGCACUGAGAGGAGUCCGGGAUCGCCAUGGAAACUCAAUAGAAAACGCCCAUCUUCUCACUUUGUUUCAUCGGCUCUGCAAACUCUUAUUUUUUCGAAUUCGUCCUAUUUUUGUGUUUGAUGGGGAUGCUCCACUGUUGAAGAAACAAACCUUGGCUAAGAGAAGGCACAGAAAGGAUUUGGCAGCCACUGACUCCAGAAAAACUACAGAGAAGCUUUUGAAAACAUUUUUGAAAAGACAGGCUAUCAAAACUGCCUUAAAAAGCAAAAGAGGUGAAGCGCUCCCCAGUCUUACUCAAGUUCAAAGAGAAGAUGACAUCUAUGUUUUGCCACCUUUACAAAAGGAAGAAAAAAACAGUUCAGAAGAAGAAGAUGAAAGAGAAUGGCAAGAAAGAAUGAGUCAAAAACAGGCAUUACAGGAAGAGUUCUUUCAUAACCCUCAUGCCAUAGAUAUUGAGUCUGAAGACUUCAGCAGCCUGCCUCUUGAAAUAAAGCACGAAAUCUUGACUGACAUGAAAGAAUUUACCAAGCGAAGACGAACCUUAUUUGAAGCAAUGCCAGAGGAGUCUAAUGACUUUUCACAAUAUCAGCUCAAAGGCUUGCUUAAAAAAAACUACCUAAACCAACACAUAGAAAAUGUCCAAAAGGAAAUGAAUCAGCAACAGUCAGGACAAAUCCAAAGGCAAUAUGAAGAGGAAGGGGGCUUUUUGAAGGAGGUAGAGUCAAGGAGAGUAGUCUCUGAAGAUACUUCACAUUACAUCUUAAUAAGAGGUAUUCAAGCUAAGAAAGUUGCAGAGGUGGGUUCAGAGUCUCUUCCUUCUUCCAGCAAAAUGCGCAGCUGGUUGUCUGACGUGAAGUCAUCUCCAUGUGAGGCACUGAAGCCAGAGAAGGAGCCUGCCGCUACCCCUCCUUCUCCAAGAACUUCUCUGGCUAUGCAGGCUGCCAUGGUGGGAAGCAGCUCAGAAGAGGAGCAGGAGAGUGAGAAUCAAAAGCAGUCUGAUGUGAAGAAUGCACCUGUGUCCCCGCUUACUCUCUUAGCUAUUCAGAAGGUUCUCGACGAUGAUGAAGACAUGGAAGCACAUGCUGGAAAUGACGUGCAGAUAGGAGGGUCAGCAGUGAAAACGCUGCUUGGGAACAGUUGCCACGAAGAAGCUGUUGAAGGCCUUAAAGAAGGAGGUGGAGAAGGAAUGCUGUUGCCAGCAGGACCCCAUCUGACCCAUGUGAACUCUGCUCAUGAAACCAGCCCUGACACCGGCAGGAGGCUGGCAGACUCAGCUCAUUUGUCCCUUCCCGUCUUCUGUCCAGGCAGUGAAUCUAGUGUUCCAAAAGAAGAAAUGUCACUUAUUCGUGUGGUGAGUGAAGCCUUUCAGAAAAGCUGUGAGUCUACCGUUAAGGAGAGAAAAGACCCCAUUCCUUCAGAAAGCACAGUGGUGAUGCACAGCGAUGCACCUGGGCUCCAGAGUGGGAGAGAACGGACACCAGUACCUUUGAUGCGUUCAAGUUCUGUAUCAAGGAAUGAAACAUACACCAAAGAGCCUGAGCUACAACCAGACCUUUGUCCAUCAGGUGGCAAAUAUGAUUCCUCUGUUCUUUCAACUGAUGAUGAAACAGAAGGUGAAAAAAAUCAUGUUUCUGAAAUCAUUGACACUGUCAGUUUGCAAGAAAUGAGUAAUACACAAAGUAUCCCUUCAGAGAUAAUAAGUAACUUGGAAAAUGCAGUAUCCUUUAAUUCUAAAGAGAAUGAGAAUUUCCUGAAAACCGUCCAAGAACAUGAGACAAUGGACUCUGUAGACCAGGACUUAAUUUCAGUUCCAAAGUCCAUGGAGCCAAUGGAAAUAGACUCUGAAGAAAGUGAAUCUGAUGGAAGUUUCAUCGAAGUACAGAGUAUAAUUAGUAAUGAUGAACUUCAAGCUGAAUUACAUGAAGCUUCUAAAUCUCCCUCCACACAAGAUGAAGAAGAACUGAUAGGAACUAAGAAGGAAGAAGCCACUGGUGACUCUGAGGGCCUCCUAAGACACAGCUCUGGAAGAGAGGCUUUGGACGCGGAGCCACGUGAAGAAGCUGAAAAAGACACAGACAGUUCACUCAGUGAAUGGCAAGAUAUUAAUUUGGAGGAGCUGGAAACUCUGGAAAGCAGCCUGUUAACACAGCAGAAUUCGCUGGAAGCACAAAAACAGCAGCAAGAACGGAUUGCUGCUACUGUGACGGGGCAGAUGUUCCUGGAAAGCCAGGAACUUCUUCGCCUGUUUGGCAUUCCCUACAUCGAAGCUCCCAUGGAAGCAGAGGCACAGUGCGCCAUCCUGGAUCUGACCGAUCAGACUUCUGGAACAAUCACUGAUGAUAGUGAUAUUUGGCUGUUUGGAGCGCGGCAUGUCUAUAAAAACUUUUUUAAUAAAAACAAGUUUGUAGAGUAUUACCAGUAUGUGGACUUUCACAACCAACUGGGAUUAGACCGAAACAAAUUAAUAAAUUUGGCCUAUUUGCUUGGAAGUGAUUAUACAGAAGGAAUACCAACUGUAGGUUGUGUUACAGCCAUGGAAAUUCUCAAUGAAUUCCCUGGACCUGGCCUGGAACCUCUGCUUAAAUUCUCUGCCCGGCCCUCCUGCUGUGUGGAGGGGGAGACUCUCUCAGUGCGAUGAAUGCUGGGCAUGUUAUGCUGGUCGUCCUCGCUGACAAUCCUGCUUGCUUGUCGCGAAGAUGGAAAUUCUAAGAGAGUAGGUGAGAAUGAUAGGUGUUCUGUUAGUGCGCUCCUGGAGACGGUAUUGUAAAACUGAUGGAAGAUAGAUCUGAGUUCCUUUUUGCCUUUUGAUGCUGCCGUGAAGACUGCAGUUAGUCUUUUACAAUGCUAGGUGGCGCUCCUGCAUCGGUGAGGUGAGACCGAGCACAUCUGAGUCUGUGUCCGAUACCCCCAAGCACGUGAAGCAGAGCAACGAGAGAGAGAGAGAGAGAGAGAGAAGAGAGAGAGAGAGUUUUGUUCUUUUUAACGUUUCAUGAAUGCAUUGAUUAGUGAGGGUUUUCUUUGUUUUUAACUUUAUGCUGUUCAUUCUUCCUAAUUGUAUUAAUUUUUCUGGUUAUCUCUUGCCGCAUUAUAAGAUACUUUAAACCUCAGUGGCUUCCAGCAGUCAUUGGUUUUGCCUGUGAAUCUGCAGUUUGGCGACGCUGCGUGGGCACGUCUCGUCAGGCUCCGUGUUUGUUGGGGGCAGCUCAGCUGGGCUAGAGGAUCCGCUGGUGAGGGACCACGUGUCUGGCCAGGGGUGCUGACGUCAGCCCGGAGCUCAGCCAGAACUGUGGGCGGGGCCUCGGACCCCCUCCAUCUGGACCCCCUCACCAGCUGGAGCUUCGUCACAGCGUGUCAGCUGCUUCCGAGGCAGAUAUUCUAAGGUUCUGGAUGUGGAAACCGCAGGCUCUGAAGACCUGGCACAGCUUCCCUUCCUCCAUCCCAGAGCCCACCCGGCUCAAGGGAGGGGACAUGGGCCCCACUUCUGGAUGGGAGGAGGAGCACAGAAUGUGCGGCUAUCUUUAAUUUGUCAUAGUAAUUUCUGCUCACAAUGGAAAAACUGAAAACAUAAUAAAAUAUAAAGAAGAAAAUGAACAGUUGUAUCCUUGCUUAGAACACUGCCUAACAGUAAAAUAAUAGUUGUCGUUGCUUUUAUUAUUUUAAAUUGCUUUGUCUGUUUUUCUUUCUUUACAUAUGUGCAUCUUCUCCAAAAUUGAGAUUUUACUUUCUGUAGAAUCAUGUUCUGCAUUUUUAAGAUAUGACAUGAUGUUCUUGGUAUUUUUACAUAUUAUUAAAUAUUCUUGGGUCUAUUAUUGUAGUUGAUUUGAGGUAAAUGUUACAGAUAUUUGACCUCAUUUUCCUGGUGAGAAAAGAGCCCCAGAGAAGUUGUGGGCUCUGAGGGUGAUUCUCAGGGUCUGACCACGCCAGUGCCAGCUGUGAAAUCUUGAGCAGAUGGUGACUUGUGCUUGGGGUGGGUUUCUUUCUCUGUGGGGUGAGGCAGUGGUAGGACUGAGCUCGGGUGAUGAUCGGGGUGUAUGACAGCUGACACGGAGCCAGGCGCAGAGUAAGCUCGCAUUGGUGUUUGCCGUGGUUACUCUGUGGCUCAUGGGAUUUGUUCUGGGGCUUCAGUUUACACCUUCCAAGCAUGGCCGUUGGUCUGUAGCACAUCUGCCAUAAUGUCAUGAAGUCUCGUCUCCUUUGCC
Molecule: messenger RNA, 4688 nt
Organism: Lutra lutra (Eurasian river otter)
Lineage: Eukaryota; Metazoa; Chordata; Mammalia; Carnivora; Mustelidae
Gene: ERCC5
Product: ERCC excision repair 5, endonuclease
Exons: 13
Coding region: 380-3127 (915 amino acids)
Biological process (GO): nucleotide-excision repair
Cellular component (GO): nucleus
Molecular function (GO): DNA endonuclease activity; single-stranded DNA binding
Source: RefSeq, a predicted model, not a curated record